Mytilus trossulus (common blue mussel) is the source of this 1152-nucleotide messenger RNA. Its product is annotated as von Willebrand factor D and EGF domain-containing protein-like. The record is from RefSeq and is a predicted model, not a curated record. The transcript has 6 exons. Bases 1 to 1152 code for a protein of 383 amino acids. Lineage: Eukaryota; Metazoa; Mollusca; Bivalvia; Mytilida; Mytilidae.
AUGUUGAAAGAAGGCUGGUAUAGAAUUUACAGUGAUAAUGGGGGUGAUAUGCCUACCACACAGCUGCCUGGAACAAAGUAUUGUGGAACAAUGAACCCGAUUUGGUUGAAUGGUACUUUGCCAAAAUUUGUGGACGGAAAUAUGACUAUAGAAGCCUGCAUUCAAACAAAUCAAAGUGUUUGUGAAGAGUCAAUUUAUAUUGUAACAAGGAACUGUGAUGGCUAUAACGUAUAUUAUCUGCGACCAACACCAGCUAAUUCAUCUUAUUGUUUCGGAAGUGGACCAGUACACUGUAUAGCUAGUAUGUCUUCAGAAACGGAAUAUUAUCCAGGAUGUAGCUCUAAUUUUCCAACGAACAGCAUAUCCGUGGAAGUUGAAGCUCUUUUAACAGAAGGUGAAAUUUUCCCGAUACCUAAUGUAGAUCCAACGCCAAGUUUAAUUCCAAUUUUUAAAUGCGUAUUUGAAGACCAAUCCAACGAAACAUAUUUCUAUGACGUUUACUGGUUGAUAUGUGGAAAUGUUAUUAAAAACAACAACAACUUGUUGUUCAAAAAUAUCACUGAUGCCAUUGUUCUGAAAGAAAUGGAUUGGCAUGAUAAAUACAAAAUGAACAUGGAGGUGAAAUGUGCUAUCAGAAUGAGAAAUUCAAACGAAUCAACACCAGGCCCAUAUGUGUAUAGUCCGGUCUUUAAAGCUGGACUCUAUCCGGACAAAUAUUAUUACACAAUUACUGAAGGGGAAUCUUUUAAUAUAACCUUUACGUCCACAGUUCCCGUGGGGUGUAUUUCAUCACAUCCAGAUUUAAGAUCUCAAUGUGAGCAGAACUUCUACAUAUUUCGACCGUAUAAUCAAGAACCAACCUGCAUUAAUAACAUGAUUAAAAGAGAUAUUGUAUUCAAAGCUGAAUCCUGUGGAAUCAGAUUAGGAAAUCUUGACUGGAUGGAAAAGAGAACGUUACAAGUGUAUGGAUACAACGAUGGACUCUACAAUGUUAACAAUAGAUAUGCUUAUAUAAAACUGUCAGCCUCUUCUGUUUCUAUACCUAAUAAUAUUUGGAAAGAUGUAUAUAUACAACAAAUAAGGGUACUUAUAGUUUAUAACUAUGUUAAAGUCUUCCCAUCAAAUGUAACCUUGGUUAAUAGUAGCAGUUGA